UCAGACCUUUUCACAAUGCCGAACAUAUUCAACUACCUUGCUCUGGCUCUCUCAGCCGUUCUGGUGGUUUUCCCACCUCCUUCCACCGCUCAACCACCACAAAAUCGCGAAGCCGAAGCACUUCUCCGGUGGAAACAAAGCCUACACAACCAAACAAUCGUCAGCUCGUGGAUUUUCAACCAAACAAAUGGCAACUCUUCAGCUUCAAGCCCAUGCAACUGGCGUGGAAUUUCAUGCAACGCUGCAGGAAUUGUAACCGGGCUGAACCUUGCCUACACGGGACUACAAGGUACUCUUGACCAUUUAAACUUCUCAUAUUUCCCUCUCCUCCUCCGUCUCGACCUCAAAUACAAUCAACUCACCGGUACCAUACCCACCAACAUCGGCCUACUCUCGAAUCUCGUGUAUCUUGAUCUCUCCACUAACUCUUUCUCGGGCACAAUCCCUCUCUCUGUCGCGAAUCUCACCAAGGUUGUCGAGCUGGAUUUUGGGCGAAACGCCAUAACAGGGCAGCUUGACCCGCUGUUAUUUCCUGACCGCUUGUUGGAAUGA
Molecule: messenger RNA, 552 nt
Organism: Rhododendron vialii
Lineage: Eukaryota; Viridiplantae; Streptophyta; Magnoliopsida; Ericales; Ericaceae
Product: probable leucine-rich repeat receptor-like protein kinase At1g35710
Exons: 1
Coding region: 16-552 (178 amino acids)
Molecular function (GO): protein binding
Source: RefSeq, a predicted model, not a curated record